UACGUUACUACAAUAUUACUAUUCUUUGAAAACGACACGCUUCGUUCGUCGGUUCCUCUCCCCCAUAUUCCCCCCCCUCUCUCUCUACCAGAAUUAUACCCAACCGAUACAAUUUCUCUCUCUAUACAUACAUUUGUAUCUAUAGAUAUAUGUAUUUGUAUCUACAGUGUGUGUUGUGUGUAUACGUAAUUUAACAGUACUUCAAUUCAAUUGACGUUUUCACGAGAAUUGAGUUUCUAGAAAGAGAAACAAACGGACGGACGGAGUGAUCUGAAAGUAACUCCAGCUGUUAAUCCACCGGCCACGGCGUUUCUACGUGAAUUAUAUAUAUAUUUCUCUAUGUGACUGUACACGUGGCAUAUGUGUAUAUAUAUAUAAUAUAUAUAUAUACACACACACAACUACAGAGAGAGAAAAAAAGUGAUUAUUGCUGAGUGAUCGAUCACCGAAGGAUUUUGAAUGCUGCAGUUUUUUGGAGAGUAUCUGCCGAUUGAAUUCUGAAGCCCUAGAAGAACAAUGCCAGAAAUAGUUAUGAUUGACGAAGAUGAAAGGGGGAAAAGAUCUGAUCACGAGAUGAUUUUCGAGGAUGAGAAUAGAAAACGACGAUUGAGAUCGUUGAGAAGAAAGGCAGUGAAUGGUUCAACAAGAAUUAAACAAACUUUAAGGAAACGCAGCAAGAGGGUGGUGCAUUGCCAAUUCGCCUCGUUUUCGACAGAAGAGUUUCUAGAUGAAGGGGAAGAGAAGGCAGUGUGUGAAUUUCGUCAGAUUUUGAUUGAACGAGACCUGCUUCCGGCUAAGCACGAUGAUUACCAUAUUCUAUUGAGAUUCUUGAAAGCUAGGAAGUUUGACCUUGAGAAAGCGAUCCAUAUGUGGGUAGAAAUGUUGAAAUGGAGGAAAGAGAAUGGAGUAGACUCUAUUAUUCAGGAUUUUCUGUAUGACGAAUUUGAAGAAGUUCAACGCUAUUAUCCUCAUGGUUACCAUGGUGUGGAUAAAGAAGGGCGACCAGUGUACAUCGAAAGACUUGGCAAACUAGAACCUAGCAAGCUGAUGAGUGUCACCACUGCCGAUAGGUUUUUAAAGUAUCAUAUUCAGGGUUUCGAAAAGACUUUUGCAGAAAAGUUUCCAGCAUGUUCAAUUGCAGCCAAGCGACAUAUUGAUUCGACCACCACAAUUCUGGACGUACAUGGACUGAACUGGAUGAGUUUCGGUAAGGUAGCACAUGAUCUCGUAAUGCGAAUGCAGAGAAUAGACGGAAACAACUAUCCUGAGACAUUGCAUCAUAUGUUCAUAGUUAAUGCUGGUAGUGGAUUUAAGUGUCUAUGGAGUUGGGCAAAAGGCUUUCUUGAUCCAAGGACCACAGAGAAAAUACAUGUUUUAGGGACGAACUUCCAGAAUAAGCUAUUGGAGGUCGUAGAUGCUAGUCAGUUGCCAGAUUUUCUUGGUGGAUCCUGCUCAUGCCCUGAUCAACGUGGGUGUCUUAGAUCUGACAAGGGACCAUGGAACAGUCCAGAACUGAUUAAGCUGGUACACGCGUUGAAUCAUGAUGAAUUAAUGUAUCCUAGAAAGAUAACCAGCUUCUCAGACAACGAUGAUUUAGAAAUCAAGUUAAUAGAUUCUAAGAAUCGAAGUAGUGAAUUUUUCCCAGAUAGCUUCUCUGACAGUGAUGAUUUUGAGAUCAAGCUAAUCGAUUUGAAGGACUCGAGGGGUAAAACUGCUUCCACUUAUUCUUCGAGACCCUCAUCUCACCGCACCAUGGAAGCAACAGCAGGUUGCAGUAAUGAGAGAGUGACAAGAUCGGAACCAUAUAAUAUUGAGGCAGUCGAUACUCAUUGUACAUCAAAUUUGACGAGGCUGACAAAGCGAUCAAUCUCAACCAUAGCCACAGAUGUGCUGAUCAGAUUACUUGCAUUCAUAUAUUUUUUGCUUUCUUGGAUGGUUCGAAUUUUUUUCAAUACGGGAAAUGCUGAGAUAACAGAAGAAAUCCAGUCGCCAAAUUCAAAUUCUCCGGAUGAACAAAAAACACGAUCAAAUACAGAGGAGCUUCUCCACCCAUGUUGCAAGAAGUUGCAGCAUUUGGAGGAUUUGGUAACUGAGCUGUGCAAAAAACCUGCAAAGAUUCCACCAGAGAAAGAUGAUAUACUUCUCGAGUCUAUGAGCCGCAUAAAAUCAAUCGAGUACGAUUUGCAAAAGACCAAAAAAGCGUUGCUCGCUACAGCAUCAAAACAAGUGGAACUUUCCGAGUCUUUGGACACUCUGAAAGAGAUCAAAUUAAAAGCGUCAAGAAGUUGUUGGUUACGAAGUAGCAAGUCUCUACCCCGACGAACCUAACAUUUCAUUGAGCUUGUUUUCACCGGACAAAUACAUAGUUUUUUUCUCAAUAUUUUCGAUGUCAUUUGAGAUUAUUUUUUUCCAACCGAUAUCAUUCUUGAGGUAUGAAAUUAUGUUUGGAGGUGGGAUGUGAUUCUGUGAAGACUUCAUUAGGAGACUUCAUUAGGGUAUAUAGAUAGUACAAAUGAUUUCUCCAUUUUUGCAAUUGAGUCAAGGAGUUUGAAGAACACACUUAAUAUAAUCAUCCAUUUUAUAUUUUUUCUCCCCUU
Messenger RNA from Erythranthe guttata (spotted monkey flower), 2597 nucleotides. RefSeq names its product Sec14p-like phosphatidylinositol transfer family protein. Lineage: Eukaryota; Viridiplantae; Streptophyta; Magnoliopsida; Lamiales; Phrymaceae. The record is from RefSeq and is a predicted model, not a curated record.